Molecule: messenger RNA, 201 nt
Organism: Penicillium angulare
Lineage: Eukaryota; Fungi; Ascomycota; Eurotiomycetes; Eurotiales; Aspergillaceae
Exons: 1
Coding region: 1-201 (66 amino acids)
Source: RefSeq, a predicted model, not a curated record
AUGGAUGGCGAAUUCAAUUCCGCGGAAUGGGCACCGGGCACUGGUACAUAUGUUUUAGUGCAUCUUGGUGAUCGCCAGAAAUGGAAUAGAUUCCUAGUGGAACCCGGGCACAAGGAAAAUCUGAAUGUCAGCAACAUUAACCCAGAAGGGAACAGGAAGGGAAAUGCGGAUCUGUGCCAGGCUGGACAUGUGCCAAAAUGA